AAUGGCGAACUGCACCUCUCUUUUGAUGCUGUAGGCAUUCUUCGGCUAAGCUUCCCCUGAAAUCUGCCUAUCCGUUCGUCUUUAACACAUAUCUACGCGCUCCGUAGGAAUACAUGGGGUAACGUAACGCGCCAUACGUGGGCUGAACCCGGUGUUAGCGCAAUACCAGGCCGACCAAGGCAGCGGAGGUGAGUGACCGAUUUCGGUGGUAGUGCAAUACCUCGAAAACCCACAGUUUAGCUGCAGCAGGCUUAAACCUAUGCAAAUUUCCAAGGCAAGAAUGCUGAAACUUAUACUAAAAUAUAGGUAGCAAUUAAGCUUGAUUGGACGCCCCAGAAAAAGACUGAUCCCACGCCUUCAUAACCGCUAUGCCACUGUUCCCCCACGAGGCUGCAAAUAGUUCGUACUUCAAACUUUCCCUGUUACCUAAAUGAGAUGGUAAUCAAAAAAAACUAAAUUAUAAACGCGUAAUUUUGGACGUUUUCACUCGUAUGCUAUAGUGGAAUGGUGAAAACCAAAUUUUUUAUUGAGCUGAAAUAAAACGCAUGCUUCGCAGUAACUAUUUAUUGUCAAGUUUAAGCCGGCAGUGAAAUCUCAUGAGUAAAACGGGGUCAGCAGUAAAAUGAACUGUACUGCAGACUUUUGAGGAUUGAAAUGCUCAGACUUCAUAUACUUUGUUCAUUUCUGUUGCACACCUUAUCGCUUCCUCCGAUGAAAAGCCUCUUCAAGAACAGCAGACGCUCUGGAGGUAUUAAGCACGACGCCAUUUUGAAAAGGUGACAUUGGCAGGCGGAGUAACACAACCCCGCGCGAGCCGUACGUGUGUUCGUUGCCAACUGCUGUUUUUUUUUUAAAGUUAUAUAUACCAUACAAAUUUCUCAGGGGAGUUUCUCUUACGUUUUUUCGCUCCCAAACAUCCUUUUUCUCAUAUUUUUUUAGGCUGUGCUUCAGUGGCUUGCUUGCACGAAGAACCGGUACACAUGGCGCAGACUAGUGCGGGCUCUCAACAAAAGGGAAUCUCGGAGGGUUCCGGCACUUGUUGUGCAUAAAAACAAGGCCUUUGAGAUUGACUAAUGCUGGCAACGUUGUGCAUGCAACAAAGUCAAGUCACGUCCAAGCCGAAGGCCAGUCAGCCGUCAGCGUUUCGCGCGUUUUCUGUAUUUACCAACGCUCUGGUAUUUACCGCAGCAGAGUUUGCAGCGACCUCCGUUGUGGUAUUUUGUUCCUCGGAGGCAUGCCCUCGGAAUCGGAAAAAGGAGGUGAUCAAUAUGCAGUCGUCAAGUUUCCAGAGGAAGGCAACUCUGUGGCUCUUGUACAUACCAAGUGGCUGCAUGGCGAUGUCUGCUUGUGGCCACAGGAUUCCAAGAAUGUUUCGUAUUUAGCCAAAUGUGGAGCCUCUCCAUCCUCCAACUGGCAAGUCGUGCCAUGUGUGCCCAUAGACACAUUCAGAACAUAUGAUGCAGCGCGACAAAAGCUCAAGCAAGCUGAAGAUGGGUCAGACUUGGGGAGUGAAGUGGACCUGGGACGGGGCAAAAGAAAAAAGCAACGAAGAGCCCUUAGCUCAAGUCCGGAAAGUGUGCAGCGACUACCACUUCCACCGCCCUCUAUGAUGAAAAAAGCACAGAAGAGGGAUGGGAGACGUAUUCACAAGCAGUCAUCACAUGCAUCAACAUCUAGGGCUAAUGAUCCCAAUGUUUGCAGUGAUCAAGGCGCAGUGCAAUGUGCACAAAUGUGUGCUAGCGAGACUUCAGAAUCUGAGGGUGAGGCUGAGUCUGGAGGUGAACAAGAUGCAAUGCAAGAAUCAUCAGGCAUUAAAAGAUCGUUCACAGCUCACUCUUUGAUGAAAAGAGCAAGCCAAAUGGGAAAUACACAGUGCAACAAUGAGAAGUGGCAUUCAAGUCAGUCUGUUGCACCUAUUUCAGAUGAUGGCAUUAAGCAGGUCAUCAGGCUUCUACAAACGGUAAUCUUGAGAGUCGAGCACCUGGGAAGCCAACUAGACGUAAUAAAAGCAAAGCUUUGUGACCAACAACUGCAGCCUGAAGCAGAUUUGUUAGAAAAACCAUUUUGUGACAUCACGGAGUUCGAACUGUUUGAUCAAGGCCUCUCAGAAAGUGAUGCAAUGAAGUCAAAGUUGGUAAGUGUUUUUAGUGGAGUAUUGUUAUACACGAAUUUGAUAAGCGUGAGGUUGACUGACAUAUCUCACGGUAAACUUUUCCAGGUUUCUAUGUAUGAAAUAAGCAAGUAUCCUUGCUUGUAUAUGUAGAAGGUUUUAUGUGCGCUGCAGUUCUUAAUUCCAGGUAGAAAAACGUUUUUUUUUUCUUCAUGUACCCAAAGGCCCUUUUACAGGCAUUACAUAGGGGGUUACAUAUUACAUAACAUCACGGGGAAUAAAUAUUGAAAAUAUACAAGCGUGAAAUGUACCUGGCUUUUUGCACUUAAAAAACAAAAUGUAAUGUAUAAUAGCCAUAUCUUAAGGGACUAAUUUUGUGAACAGUGUACUUGUAUAUUCCUCAGAUCCAACAUAACACAGUACCUUUCAAAGUCAGUAUUUAUGUCAACUGGUCUUUUGCAAACCUGAAAAUGGUUGUUUCCUUGAACAGAUGGUGUGAGCAAUUACUCAUAUCAGCAACUCGUGUGCGUGGACAAUGAGCCCAUUUCUACAGUUUUCUAGUGGCAUUACCACUAGAAAGCUUCUACAUGCCACUAUGUAUUUGCAUGACUACAUAUCUAGUGGCAUUUAAAAUGUACUGCACAUUCAUAAUUUUUGUCAUUGAUGGUACAGCAGUACAUAAUGUACAAAGUUUCAAUCGUCUGAAAAGCUGGUUGCUACAAAAGGAUUACACGCUUGACAUAUGCUGCCACCUGCACUCGGUUUUCCAUUACACCAAAUAUAUUAGCCUAUCACUUCCGGUUUAUUUAUGAGAAGGAUGAAAGUUGUCCAUGGGUGUGGACAGUCAGACUGAAAAGGGUAUAGCAAUGAUGUUAAAGGUUUUUGCAGUGCCAUUGUAGUGCUUAAGUGCAUAAAUGAAAUAAAACAAGACUACUACUUUGCCUGUCAUUUGGAAUUGCAUUGAACUUUUUUGUGAGAUACUAAGCGCUGACCUCUGAGGUAUAAAACACCGAUGAAAACAUAGUGCCAUGCUAGAAACUUGUAGCAUGUUUGGUAUAAGAUGUAAAUCUUGUUUAGAAUUCUUUAUGCUUUAAAAUCUGCAAUCAUGUUUUAUUGAACCUUGCACUGCAGCCUGAAACUCGCUUUCACUCAGUG
This is a messenger RNA of Dermacentor albipictus, 3265 nucleotides long. The record is from RefSeq and is a predicted model, not a curated record. NCBI's taxonomy places the organism in Eukaryota, Metazoa, Arthropoda, Arachnida, Ixodida, Ixodidae.